UUCUCCUUCUCCUUCUCUCUCUCUCUCUCACGGAUACUACCACCACCUCUGGGAAGAUGGUUGUUCUGCUGCAGCUGGUCACCCUCUACUCCCUGCGCGUGCUGAGCGGAGCGUCCGCCGCCACUCACUAUAAUUGCAACGCUCCUCUGGUGUCCACGCUGCCGCAGUCGUCCUUUCAGGGCUCGUCUCAGUCGUCCGCCGCCUACGCCGCUCACAACGCCAAGCUCAACCGGAGAGAUGGAGCAGGAGGCUGGUCCCCCGUGGUGACCGAACAGGAGCCCUGGCUCCAGGUGGACCUCAAGGAGCAGAUGGAGGUCACGGCCGUGGCCACGCAGGGCCGCUUCGACAGCUGGGACUGGGUGGGCGGCUUCCUGCUCCUCUACAGCGACACGGGCCGAGCCUGGAAGCAGUACCGGCAGGAGGACGGCGUCGGGAGGCUGGUGGGGAACGUGAACUCGGAGGCCGUGGUCCAGAACAAGAUGGCCGCCCCGCUGAGGACGCGCUUCCUGCGCUUCGUCCCUCUGGACUGGAACCCCAGCGGCUGGAUGGGCCUGAGGGUCGAGGCGUACGGCUGCUCCUACAAGUCCUACCUGGCCGACUUCGACGGCCGCAGCUCGCUGCUGUACCGCUUCAACCAGAAGUCCAUGUCCACGGUGAAGGACGUGAUCUCGCUGAGGUUCAAGAGCCACCAGGCCGACGGGGUCCUGCUGCACGGGGAGGGGCAGCGGGGCGACUACGUCACCCUGGAGCUGCACCGCGGGGCCCUGGACCUCUACCUCAACCUAGACGACAGCCGGCCCCGGCCCAGCGGCGGCCGCGUGGCCGUCACCGUGGGCAGCCUGCUGGACGACCAGCAGUGGCACUCGGUCCACGUGGAGCGCUUCAACAAGCAGGUCAACCUCACGGUGGACGCCCACACACAGCACUUCCACACCCAAGGGGAGGGGCACUCUCUGGAGGUGGACUACGAGCUGAGUUUCGGAGGCAUCCCGCUGCCCGGUAAACCCGGCACCUUCCUGAGGAAGAACUUCCACGGCUGCAUGGAGAACCUCUAUUACAACGGGAUCAACGUCAUCGACCUGGCCAAGCGGCGCAAGCCACAGAUACACAGCGUGGGCAACGUGACCUUCUCCUGCUCGCCGCCCCAGCUGGCGGCCUGCACCUUCCUGAGCUCCAGCAGCAGCUUCCUGUCGCUGCCGGCGGCGGCGGAGGUGGCGGCGGGGGCGGGGCCUGCGGCGGCGGGGAAGAGCUUCGCCGUGCGCUUCCAGUUCCGGACGUGGAACCCGGAUGCCCUGCUGCUCUCCGUGCAGCUGCAGCCGGAGCCUCGCCGGCUGCGGCUGCACAUCAAUGGCAGCCGGCUGCAGCUGAGCCUCCGCGGCGCGGCCGCCGCCAGAUCGGAGGUCACCGGCGGUCAGCGGGUCAGCGACGGCCUGUGGCACUCGGUGGGUCUCCACACGGGGAACCGACAGAUCUCGCUGACGCUGGACGGAGAAGCGUCCGCCGCCAUCGAGCUGUGGGCGCCGCUGGAGGCCGGAGGCGGCGUCAACUUUGGAGGGUGUCCCCCGGCGGACUGUCAGGACCCGACUCCGGACUUCCAGGGAUGCGUGCGGCUCAUAUUCCUCAACGGCCAGCCGGUGAACCUCAACCGCGUCCAGCAAGGGCUGCUGGGAACUCACAACGAGCUUCGGUUCGACACGUGCGACAUCAGAGACAGGUGCCUUCCCAACCUGUGUGAACACGGCGGCCGCUGCUCUCAGACGUGGAGCUCGUUCUCCUGCGACUGUUCUGGAACCGGGUACUCCGGAGCCACUUGUCACAACUCCAUCUACGAGUCGUCUUGCGAGGCCUACAAGCUGAUUGGCAGCUCCUCAGGCUUCUACUCCAUCGACCCGGAUGGCAGCGGUCCCCUGGGGCCCGCCCAGGUAUACUGCAACAUGACAGAGGAGAAGGUGUGGACGCUGGUGGCCCACGACGUCACGUCUCCGGUGGCGGUGCAAGGUUCCUCCCUCCUCAAACCUCACGUCACCAGCUUCAACUACGGCGCCUCGGAGGAGCAGCUCCACGCCAUCGUGACGGGCUCCGAGCAGUGCCAACAGGAAGUGGUUUACAACUGCAAGAAGUCCCGCCUCUUCAAUACCAAAGACGGCAGUCCGCUGACCUGGUGGCUGGACCGUCACGGCGAGAGGCGGAGCUACUGGGGCGGCUUCCUGCCGGGGGUGCAGCAGUGCUCCUGCAGCCUGGAAGAGAACUGCGUGGACAUGAACUACUUCUGCAACUGUGACGCCGACUCCGACGCAUGGGCCAACGACACAGGGGUCCUCUCCUACAAAGACCACCUGCCGGUGAGCCAGCUCGCCGUGGGGGACACCAACAGGACGGGCUCGCGGGCCGUGCACCACGUCGGCCCGCUGCGUUGUUACGGAGACAGGUCCCUGUGGAACGCGGCGUCGUUCUACCAGGAGGCGUCCUACCUCUACUUCCCCACGCUGCAGGCCGAGCUCGCCUCCGACGUCUCCUUCCACUUCAAGACCGGCGCUCCGUCGGGGGUGUUCCUGGAGAACCGCGGCCUCAAGGACUUCAUCCGGGUGGAGCUCAGCUCUCCCUCAGUGGUGACUUUCUCCUUCGACGUGGGCAACGGUCCAGCGGUCCUGACCGUGAAGUCCCACCUGCCCCUGAACGACCGGCAGUGGCACUCCGUGAGGGUGGAGCGCAACGUGAAGGAGGCGUCGCUGCAGGUGGACCAGCUCCCGCCGCGCCUCCUGGAGGCGCCGGCCGACGGGCACCUCCGCCUGCGGCUCAGCAGCCAGAUGUUCGUCGGAGGAACGGCGUCCCAGCAGAGAGGCUUCCUGGGCUGCAUCCGGACGCUGACCGUCAACGGCGUCCACUUUGACCUAGAGGAGCGCGCCAAGGUGACGCCGGGCGUGACCCCCGGCUGCCCCGGCUACUGCACCGGCUCCACCAGCCUGUGCCACAACCGGGGGCGGUGCGUGGAGAAGAGCAACGGCUACGUGUGCGACUGCUCCCAGUCGGCCUACGGCGGGACCACCUGUAACCAAGAGGUGUCGGUGUCCUUUGAUGCCGACUCCUCGGUGACGUACUCCUUCCAGGAGCCGUUCUCCGUGAUGCAGCGCCCUCAGCCGGCGGGCGGCGGCCGGCGGGCCGGAGAGGACGUGACCUUCAGCUUUGUGACGAAGAGGAGGCCGGCCAUGCUGCUCAGCGGGAGCAGCUUCAGCCAGCUCUACAUCGCCGUCCUGCUGGCCAACAACGGGAGUCUUCAGAUCCGGUACCAGCUGCAGGCCGACCGGCGCCCCGACGUCUUCAGCCCCGGCGGCGCCAACCUGGCGGACGGGCGGCUGCACCGGGUCAGAAUCCACCGGGUGGGGAAGAACCUCUACGUGCAAAUCGACCAGGACGUCCACAGGAAGUACUCGCUGUCGUCGGAGGCGGAGUUUAUCUCAAUCAGGUCCCUGACGUUGGGGAAAGUCACCACGGGGAAGGAGCAGCUGGACGGCGAGGCGGCGGGUGCCGGGGGGCGGGGCUUCGUGGGCUGCCUCUCCGCGCUGCAGUUCAACCACGUCGCCCCGCUGAAGGCGGCGCUCGCCAACCGAGGAAGCCCAUUGGUCACCGUGAGGGGGCCGCUGGUCCAGUCCAACUGCGGAGCGCUGGCGGAGUCCACCUCACACACACUGCACGAUCAAACCGUGACGGCCAAUAAGGACGAGGAUCAGCACGGCGCCGCCCAGAAGGACUUGGCUGUGAUCGCAGGCGUGGUCACGGCGGUGGUCUUCAUCGCCGCGUGCGCCCUGGCCGUGAUAAGCCGCCUCCUCUACCAGCACCGGCGGGCGCAGCGGGACGGCGGCGGUGUCAAAGAGGAGAACCGACUCGGCACGUACACGGACUACCGGACAGAGCUGCACCUCCACAACCCGGUCAGGGAGAACACGAAGGAGUUCUACAUCUGACCCUGUGGCACCGGAGAGCCGCGGACCUACUGACCUCUGAAGGACUUGAAGGACUCACAGCUGGACGCGCCGCUGCAGGAUCCUUUUCUUUUUUCUGUUCUGACAAAAACACGUGGCCCGGAGGAGAGUCUCCCGGGAACACUGCCGCCUGAAACCGGCUCCGGUAUUCGAUGUUGGUGAAACUGUCCGAAACAUUCAAGCCGCUGUGGCGUUGCAAACAUUGUAAAGCAAGAAGGUGGGGAGGACGAGGGGGGCACCCGGAGGUGCGACGAGCGACAGCUGCUGUCCAUCCUGAAUGCGCACAACUUUUGUGUUACAACCCCUCCUUCCUCCCCUCCCCCCCCCCCCUUCAAAUGCGCGAUGCGUCUUCACUGCGGCGGGACUCACUAAAUUGUACUCGGCGAGUCGGGAAAAGUAGGCCAGGCCUGUAAGAUAUGCGUUAGCUGCUGUCUUUGUUUUUUUGUUCCCAGUGGUGGUGAAUGUUCUAGAAGAAGAGAGAUGGGGAUGGGGUGGUCGGGGACAACACUGCCUAUAUACUGUAUGAGUGCCUAAUUUGCAUACAAGUUUUUAUUUGAACAUUUUUAGAAGUUAUUCAUGCGAUUUGCUGGAAAAGCAAUCUCAUUUCCACAAGAGGAGCUUCACGGUGUCAUUAUGUUUGAAACCUUCUCUAUAGUUUGAGUUUCCCGCCCCACCAGCUAGCUGACCCUCGAGUUUCUUUCCCCGUUUUUUGAAGUAGCACAGAAACCUAAAAUCCUGUAAUCUUCUUGUCAACCGGAUCCACCUUCAAGUGUUUCAGGGGGAUUUUUCCCCCAUAAGUUUAUCCCCAUAAAAAAAAAAAGCAUAGCACACCAUUCAGACCUCAUUUAUUUAUUAUUAUUAUUAUUAAUAAUUGAUAUUACUGUGCAAAAAAAAAAAGAAGAAGAAAAGGUGCAACAUGUAGGAUCCUCCACCACUGGGUUCACACGACCUGAAUGUGAUAUUAACAUAACAGCAGGGGGCUGCCACUAUAACUCUUAUAAUAUAAUAAUUUACAUGAGCCACCUUUGAGUUUACUUCUUUUUUUUCCUGCCACUUUGGAUUUAAUCCACACGACAAACAACGAGAGCAUUAUCGACAAGCUCUCCUUCCUCGCCCUCGUCUUCACGUUGGACGCCGGGCAGACCGGACAGCUCCGGUGACCUCGCCGUGACCUCCGGGGGAUCAAGUGGUAUUAAAGGACCUUUUCCGGGGUCGGCGGUAAAUACCUCGGGCAGCACAAGACGUUGACGCAUAUAAGCAUUUUUUUAAAUCACAUUAGUUGACUUCAUGGUUUUACUUUUCUUUAUUUUUUACCUUACACGUUGCACAUGUAAGAAUUCCAAAAGCAAUGAUGUACAUCGGAUGGCGAAAGUAGCAGAAAAUGAACUAGCUAACGGAGAACGGAGAGGACUAUCACAUGCACGUAAAUGCAAAGAGGACGUACACACGAGUCAAAAUAUCUUCAGGCUGAAAAACCCGACAGUGGUAUUAAACCUGGCCGUGAAGCAGCUCUCGGGCGUGGCGUUGGCGUUCUUUGGCAAACGCGCGGCGUUCACAGCGAGCGCCGAGUACUCGCAGGAAGGUCAGUCGAACCAGAUUUUCGGUGGGAUGGAACUACAGCCCAGCACAGCUGCAGUUGGCUCCGGGGCCGCGACCUUCACGGUACUCUGAGUGACUCCGUGCCGCUGUUUGAGGCUGGUGUGCUCGACGCCAUGACAGCCCCCCCCCCCCCCCCCCGCUACAGAAGGGUUGUAGUGCGUCCGUGAUUGAGCGCCAGCGCUUUAAAGCUUUUUGCAGAUGCAAGAAAAAAAGGCCACCUGGCCGUAAUGUUAUUUGUUUAUUAUCUGGACUACAGGGAUACGUGGAGUUUUCUACAUAUUUCGAGCAGAAUACCUUUUUAUAUACAUCGUACACUGGUUGAUUCCUUAGAAGAGGAAGAAAAACAUCACCCAAAACAAGGCUGAACGUCCAGAGCUAAACCUCGUAGUGCGGUGAGCCCGCAAUGCGCAUUAAACACCAGAGAACAGAAAUUAAAGCAUGGAUGCAAAAUGAAGAUUUAGCUCUUCUUCUUCUUUUUCUUUUAGAUCUUUACCAACUAGUGAGGCUAAAAAUACUAAAGUUUGACCUGCGAGCAGAAAAGCGACGUUAGCUAAAAUCUCUAAACGAGCUCGUUGGCUGCAGCUGCUCCUCGUCAGUUUGAGCCGAGCAUAAAAGGGUUGGAGCUGAAUCCGAGGCUCGGGGGUGUGUGUCCUGUCAUGAAUGAAUGAAGUCAUUGCUCGGGAUCAUAAAUGUCUGUACGGAGAAAAAAAAAUUCUAAGGAAAGCGAUCCAACAAUUGUGAAGAUAUUUUUCCGUCGGUUUAUAUUUUUUCUCCACAAUUUUUGGCUCGAUGCACCGAUGGAUGAGAAAAUAGACUCGAUGAAGCAUCGCCGCCUCCGUCUGGCUAGAGGUCACGUGACUGAAAGCGACCCGAGGUGGUGGCACAGUCAAAAGAUCAUCUGGGGCCCCAUCUGUGCAUGUCCUUGUUAUUUAAGUCUCAAGAUGUGAUAGUCUGCAGAUCUCCAGUUAUCAGUGAAUGAAUAACAUACCUCUCAAGAGUGCUUUGGUUAUAUUGCAAUGGGUUUUAACACGUGGUUACGUCUUCUUAAUGAUUUGUAUAGCUGCAGUUUUAUUAAGGAUCUAUUGUAUAGAUGUAUAAUUUAAUAAUAAAAGUGAAUAUAUUGAUUAA
Messenger RNA from Pseudoliparis swirei, 6707 nucleotides. RefSeq names its product contactin associated protein family member 5a (gene cntnap5a). The transcript has 24 exons. Lineage: Eukaryota; Metazoa; Chordata; Actinopteri; Perciformes; Liparidae. The record is from RefSeq and is a predicted model, not a curated record. Bases 57 to 3962 code for a protein of 1301 amino acids.